UCCUUUAUUUCCCUCGAUUUGCCGAUUGCGACUGCAAACCAACGGCUACGUUUUCUCCGGAGCCGGAGCUACCAACGUUGAAACUUUCAUCAUUGUCAAAAUUUUGGAUUUAGAAAGCCAUCGAGUUGUAGAGAAGGAAUUUCUGAAAGCCAGCGUAAACAAGGAGAGGAGAUUAUUGUUUGUAAUUUGGUGGGUUAGUAGUACCGCGAAUGCCGGAAAUGGAGCAGCCAAAGAAAGUUGCUGAUAGGUAUCUCAAGCGAGAGGUUCUUGGGCAAGGUACCUAUGGAGUCGUCUUCAAGGCCACUGAUACUAAGACGGGAGAAACUGUAGCAAUCAAGAAGAUAAGGCUUGGAAAACAAAAAGAAGGUGUAAAUAUUACGGCUCUCAGGGAAAUCAAAAUGCUCAAAGAACUAAAGCACCCCCAUAUAAUUCUGUUAAUUGAUGCAUUUCCUCACAAAGAAAACUUGCAUCUUGUAUUUGAAUUCAUGGAGACUGACCUCGAAGGAGUCAUUCGCGAUUCAAAUAUAUUCCUCUCACCUGCCGACAUCAAAUCUUACCUCCUAAUGACACUAGAAGGACUUGCUUAUUGCCACGAGAGAUGGGUCUUGCACAGGGAUAUGAAGCCAAAUAACUUGUUGAUAGGACCUGAUGGACAGUUGAAACUUGCAGAUUUUGGGUUAGCUCGUAUAUUUGGUAGUCCAGGUCGUAAAUUUACUCACCAGGUGUUUGCUAGAUGGUACAGAGCACCAGAACUUUUGUUUGGUGCAAAACAGUAUGGUGCUGCAGUUGAUGUUUGGGCUGCUGGCUGCAUUUUCGCCGAACUUCUACUACGCAGACCAUUUCUUCAGGGAAACAGUGAUAUCGAUCAAUUAAGCAAAAUAUUUGCUGCCUUUGGGACACCAAAAGCUGAUCAGUGGCCUGACAUGAAAAACCUUCCUGAUUAUGUAGAGUAUCAAUUUGUCCCUGCACCGUCUCUACGUUCUUUAUUCCCAGCAGUUAGUGAAGAUGCCCUCGACCUUUUGUCCAAAAUGUUUACUUAUGACCCAAAGGCUAGAAUUACCGUUAAGCAGGCUCUAGAACACAGGUACUUCACUUCUACACCGGCUCCUACUCAUCCGAUAAAGCUACCAAAGCCAGUUCGCAAGCAAGAAUCUAAGGCCUCUUACGGUAAACAUGAGGCAAUUAAAGUGUUAUCACCACCACGUAAGCUUAGAAGAUUGAUGCCUCAGCGUGGGAUACCUGAUUGUUUGAAGUCUCACGUUGAUAAGGACCAACAAGCACCCAUGUCGUUAGAUUUUACCAUCCUAGCUGAGCGGCCUCCAAAUCGACCUACCAUCACCAGUGCCGAUAGAUCUCAUCUGAAGAGGAAACUCGACCUCGAUUUCCAAUAAUAAUGUUCUUCGUCAUUGUCUUACCUUCAUUUGCAUGCUUUGGUGCUGGUGAGCUUUGGUGCCGGUGAGACAACAACAAUGUUAAAUUGUCAUUUUUUACUGCUGCUGAUGUAAACUGGCGAUUUAUUCUUCUUUUUCCCUUCAAUUACAAACUGGAGAAGGGACCCUAAAUUCACAAUGAUAAUACUUCGUUGUCCAAUCUGCUUUUUUCAUUGUAAACUGUUCAUCUUGUACUAUGAUUAUAAAGUUUUCUAUUUUUGCUU
Messenger RNA from Eutrema salsugineum, 1654 nucleotides. RefSeq names its product cyclin-dependent kinase D-3. NCBI's taxonomy places the organism in Eukaryota, Viridiplantae, Streptophyta, Magnoliopsida, Brassicales, Brassicaceae. The transcript has 7 exons. Gene Ontology annotation, biological process: positive regulation of transcription by RNA polymerase II; protein phosphorylation. Gene Ontology annotation, cellular component: cytoplasm; nucleus; transcription factor TFIIK complex. The record is from RefSeq and is a predicted model, not a curated record. Bases 210 to 1391 code for a protein of 393 amino acids. Gene Ontology annotation, molecular function: RNA polymerase II CTD heptapeptide repeat kinase activity; cyclin-dependent protein serine/threonine kinase activity; ATP binding.